Molecule: messenger RNA, 2333 nt
Organism: Pelecanus crispus (Dalmatian pelican)
Lineage: Eukaryota; Metazoa; Chordata; Aves; Pelecaniformes; Pelecanidae
Source: RefSeq, a predicted model, not a curated record
GGGAACAGCCAAUGAUGAAAUGUGUAAUUUUUACAUUAUGUACUAUAUGGAAGCCAAGCAUGCUGUCUCGUAUAUGACCUGCACACAGAAUGCAAGCCCUGAAAUAUUCAGAAAUAUACCACAAGAGGCAAAUAUUCCUGUUCCUGUUAAGUCUGAUAUGGUAAAGAUGACGCAUGGACAUCAUGAAGAAACCAAGGAUGCUGAUAAAAGUUCUUUGCUGCAGCAGGCCAAAAAAGAAGAGGAAGAGAUUUUGGAUCAGGAUUUCCACAUAGAAGAGGCUGUGGAGUGGCCUGGGUUAGACCUCAAACUAGGUCAAGUUUCUGGGUUGGCUCUGGACCCUGAAAAUAAACUAGUUGUCUUCCACAGAGGUGAUCGUGUCUGGGAUGAAAAUUCUUUUGACAGUAAAUUUGUUUAUCAGCAAAGAGGACUUGGACCAAUUGAACAGAACACAAUUCUCGUCCUGAAUCCAAGUAAUGCAAAACUGCAUCGUUCCAUGGGCAAAAGUCUAUUCUAUUUACCACAUGGUUUGAGUAUAGAUAAAAAUGGUAACUACUGGGUCACUGAUGUAGCUCUCCAUCAGGUUUUCAAACUGGGAGUAGAUGACAAAGAACCGUUACUCAUCUUAGGAGUGGCUUUGCAACCAGGUAGUGACAAAAAUCAUUUCUGUCAACCAACGGAUGUGGCUGUGGAUCCAAUCACUGGCAGCAUUUAUGUCUCUGAUGGCUACUGUAACAGUCGAAUCAUUCAGUUCUCUCCAAAUGGACUGUACAUGAUGCAGUGGGGAGAAGAGACUUCUUUAGGCACAGCCAGACCUGGACAGUUUCAUAUCCCUCACAGCUUAGCCCUGAUCCCCGACUUCAGUCAGCUGUGUGUUGCAGACAGGGAAAAUGGUCGAAUUCAGUGCUUCAGGUUAGAGACUGGGGAGUUCAUAAGAGAGAUCAAGCACAAAUCAUUCGGAAGAGAGUUGUUUGCAGUUUCGUAUGUUCCAGGUGGUCUCCUCUUUGCAGUUAAUGGAAUGCCUUAUCCUGGAGAGGCGGAACCAGUACAAGUAUUUGUGAUGAACUUCUCUACCGGGGAAAUAAUUGAUACUUUCAUUCCGCUUAGAAAGAGCUUUGAGAUGCCACAUGAUGUUGUUGCUUCAGAAGAUAAAACAGUAUUCGUUGGAGAUGUUCAUGCCAGAGCAGUGUGGAAAUUUGCAUCCACAGAAAAAAUGGAACAUCGGUCAGUUAAAAAGGCUGGUAUUGAGGUACAGGAAAUAAAAGAAUCAGAAACAAUUGUAGAAGCCAGAUUGAAAAACAACCCAGAAUCAACAGACCCUCUAAAGAAGCAGGAAAAACAACAUCUGGUCCGACAGGCCAGCACUGGAGUUUCCUUUGUUCUUAUUACAACUCUUCUAAUUAUCCCUGUUGUUGUCCUGCUGGCAAUUUUAGUAUUUAUUCGGUGGAGGAAGACAACUGUCUAUGGAGCUGAUGGGGAGCACAAACUUGAUUCAAGUUCAGGCAGAAUUUUAGGCAGACUUAGAGGGAAAGGUGGUGGUGGCCUUAACCUUGGGAACUUCUUUGCAAGUCACAAAGGCUACAGCCGAAAAGGGUUUGACCGACUGAGCACUGAAGGAAGUGAUCAAGAAAAAGAUGAAGAUGAUGGCACAGAUUCAGAGGAAGAGUGUUCAGCACCUCCACCCCCACCAGCACCUUCGUCAUCCUAAAACCAGCCUUUGAGUUCUCCAUUAUAUGAUUCAACCCAGAAUGUCAGAUUGCUUUUCCCUUAAGCACGUUUAAGAUUUUGUGUAUUUAAUUGUAAACUGUACUAGUCUGUGUGGGGCUGUACACUGGUUCCUUUAAUUUUUGUUUGAUUUUAGUUCUGUUUUUUAAGUGGAGGAGUGUAUGGAAGUUCCAUAUCAGUGCCGUUGUUUUUUAUGUGAACAUCUUAAUAAAGUAAACAGUCUUCUAAUUGCAGCACUGAUUUAAAGCAGUAGUAUUUUCUCAUCUCAAUUUGGGGAUCUUGUAAAUAAGUCUUACUAUCUGCUUCAUCAAAAUAUUUUUCCCAUAACUAUUCAGUUGCCAGUUUCUGUUUUGUGCCUUUCCUCUUCAAUGUCCUUAACCUGUUGCAGAGAAAAUACAGUGCCACAAGAAAAUGAAGCUGCUAAAUCUUCUUCUAUUUUUUUAAAAUCACUAUCAUUAUAUUGCAUUGAAGGAAAGAAAAAAGUCUCUAAUUUUUUUUCUUCUUCCUAACUUGAUGUGUUUCUGGGAUGUCUUAUUUUUAGAUGGUAUCACUGUUAGAACACUAUUUUCAGAAGCUGAAUGUAAUUUGUGUAAUAAAGUAUUUGCAGAGCA